Messenger RNA from Exophiala bonariae, 1302 nucleotides. RefSeq lists its product as uncharacterized. The coding region runs from base 1 to 1302 and encodes 433 amino acids. Gene Ontology annotation, molecular function: sarcosine oxidase activity; flavin adenine dinucleotide binding; proline dehydrogenase activity. NCBI's taxonomy places the organism in Eukaryota, Fungi, Ascomycota, Eurotiomycetes, Chaetothyriales, Herpotrichiellaceae. The record is from RefSeq and is a predicted model, not a curated record. The transcript is spliced from 3 exons.
AUGAAGAAAGAUUGGAAUAUCGUCGUGGUCGGCGCCGGAGUCUUUGGCUUGACGACGGCGCUUGAGCUCGCGUUACAAGGAUACCGUAAAGUCAUUGUUCUUGAUCGCCAUGUCCCUCCAGUCCCUGACGGCUCCAGCGUGGACAUCUCACGCGUCAUUCGGUUCGACUACGCUGACGAUAUCUAUCUGAAGGUAGCACAUGAGGCAUAUCAGAAAUGGUUCACGUCCCCAAAAUACAGAGACAUAUUCGUCCCUACGCCUUUCAUAUUGACCAGCAACCAUAGCCCGAUCGGAAGGUCGUAUAUCGAGAAUACCACCAGUGCUCUUGAUCGUGCCCAAUUACCGUGGCAAAGAUUAGAAUCUGCUGAGACCACCCGAUGUCUGUACCCGACCAUUAGCGGCUCCCUCGCCGCACCCGACUUCAUGGGUUACCACAACCAACAGGCCGGUUGGGCAGACGCCCAAAAAGCUAUCGUCAGCCUACGCAAUGAGUGCAUUGUCCACGGGGUGUCGUUCAUAUCAGGCCAUGCCGGCACCGUUGUUAAUUUUGAUCGUAACAUUUUAGGAAAAAUCCGUGCUGUUAGGACCCUUGCUGGAACCGAGGUUGUGGGCGAUUUGUUCGUCCUCGCUGCUGGCGCGUGGGCGGCGAGCCUGGUACCCAUGUAUAAUUCGACACUCUCAACCGGACAAGUGCUUGCAUAUCUCCAUCUGUCGCCGGAUGAAAUGGCAAAGUAUCGGCAACUGCCUAUAUACAUCAAUUUCGCUACAGGGUGGUUUAAUUUUCCACCACAUCAAGACACAUCACUGUUGAAGAUGGCCGUGCACGGAUGGGGUUAUGAGCGUUCUCCGAACGAAGUGGAACGCCAAAUCCUCAGUUCAGAUGUGUCGACGCCUCCGUUAGCCGUUUCCAACGACCGAAAGAACUACAUUCCUUUAGACGGUGAACGCCGACUACGUGACGGCCUCAAAGAGCUACUGCCCGAACUUGCCGAUCGACCUUUUGAACGAACGGCUGUGUGUUGGUACACCGACACGCCUACAGGUGACUUCAUCAUGGACUAUCACCCAGAUUACCAUAAUCUUUUCGUCGCCGGUGGAGGAAGUGGCCAUGGCUUCAAGUUCUUGCCAGUCCUCGGCAAGUACACGACCCUUGCCCUCCAUAAGAGCUUGGAGCCUGCUCUUGCGAGGAAGUGGCGGUUCCGCACUGAAUAUAAAGAUAUGGUCAAUGCUUUCCCGGGCGAUGGAAGCCGUGGAGGGCCGGAAAGACGACAACUGCGUGCCCAUGAGCAUGCCAGGUUAUAG